UUAGACAAACCAACAGCAGCUUCUUCUGACACAGACACACGCACACUCACCCCCGACACACACUCCGCACACUUUUCCUCCGUCUGAUUAACAGUCCGGCAGACACGAUGAUUGCGGGAAGGCGUCAAUAAAUACGGAGAGGGCCGGUUUUUUUGGCUACGGGAGGAGCUUUGCUGGGUCUCGGCGCAACUUUUGUUUUCACUACUGAGAAGGUGAUCUCUCCUUGCGUUUCUCUCGCACAAGGAUCCUUUAAAGGAGGAAGAAAGACCGAGAGGGGGGGUGGGGGGAGAGCAGGCUUUCACUUUCAGGCCGUCCGCGCUCAAAGAUAAAAGGAAGGGGGGAGAGCAGCGGGCUGGGAGUCCAGCGCGGCAGCACGUCGGAGAGCGUUUGGGUGCGUUUCUGAGCGCGGCGGCCCGUUUCUCCACCGAAGUUGGCUCCCGCUCUAGCAGCCGCAUUGGAUCCCACAGCUUACUGCGAGACUCCGGUGUACAAUCCGGAUCUCUGCCCCAACAUGAUCGCGGCCCAGGCCAAGCUGGUGUACCAUCUGAAUAAAUACUACAACGAGAAGUGCCAGGCCAGGAAGGCUGCCAUCGCCAAGACGAUCCGCGAAGUCUGCAAAGUCGUUUCCGACGUCCUGAAAGAAGUGGAGGUCCAGGAGCCCCGCUUCAUCAGCUCUCUCAACGAGAUGGACAAUCGCUACGAGGGCCUCGAGGUCAUCUCCCCCACCGAGUUUGAAGUGGUGCUUUACCUGAACCAGAUGGGGGUGUUCAACUUCGUGGACGACGGCUCGCUGCCCGGCUGCGCGGUGCUGAAGCUGAGCGACGGGCGCAAGAGGAGCAUGUCCCUCUGGGUGGAAUUCAUCACCGCCUCCGGCUACCUCUCGGCGCGCAAGAUCCGGUCCAGGUUCCAGACGCUGGUGGCCCAGGCGGUGGACAAAUGCAGCUACAGGGACGUGGUGAAAAUGGUGGCGGACACCAGCGAAGUGAAACUGCGAAUCCGAGAUAGGUACGUGGUGCAGAUCACCCCGGCCUUUAAGUGCACCGGCAUCUGGCCCAGGAGUGCUGCCCACUGGCCGCUUCCCCACAUCCCCUGGCCGGGACCCAACCGGGUGGCGGAGGUCAAAGCGGAAGGGUUCAAUCUCCUGUCCAAGGAGUGCCACUCCCUGGCCGGCAAACAGAGCUCGGCCGAGAGCGACGCCUGGGUGCUGCAGUUCGCGGAAGCGGAGAACAGACUGCAGAUGGGGGGCUGCAGGAAGAAAUGCCUCUCCAUCCUCAAAACCUUGCGGGAUCGGCACCUCGAACUGCCCGGCCAGCCCCUCAACAAUUACCACAUGAAGACUCUGGUUUCCUACGAGUGUGAAAAGCAUCCCCGGGAGUCGGACUGGGACGAGUCCUGCCUGGGUGAUCGGCUUAACGGGAUUUUGCUGCAACUUAUCUCCUGCCUGCAGUGCCGGCGGUGUCCUCACUACUUCCUCCCGAACUUAGAUCUGUUCCAAGGCAAACCUCAUUCGGCUCUGGAGAACGCUGCCAAACAAACGUGGCGACUGGCGAGAGAGAUCCUGACCAACCCGAAAAGUUUGGAGAAACUUUAGAGGACCGUUUCGUCAAGAGCCGAAAUGUGAUUGCUCUUCUCAAAGACCUACUUCGGUGUAAACUUCCUGGUCGAUUCCUAUCUAAUAUUCCACUUGUCAGUGCAAACAAUCUCUUCCUUAAAAAGGAAUAACAGUACAAUGUUUAGGCAUCAUCUCACCCACCCCUCCAAGGGGAGAAGAAGAAGUAGGGAAAGCGGAUAGAGAAAAACCCAAACCCACAAGUAUUAGAAGACUUCUUUUACAAAGGAUUUCUUAUCGCCCUCGAAAAGUACACAGUAACACCCGGAAAGCAACCCGGCUGUGAUGCAAGACCACAGAGAACACUCUGCCCAGCUAUCAAAGGAUUAUAGCAAUCCUGGUGAUUUAGGUGCAUCUGUCUGUGAGUAAACACCAUUUGGAUAUGCCAUCUGAAGGAAAGUGUAAUGUAUAUUUUGGUUUGUAACAAAUAUUGUGAUCUCACAUUGUCUUUGAACGUGUGGAUGUUGGUGUUUUGUGAUUUGGUGAACAGAAGUUAAAUUGCCGUUUUGGAUACUUCCAGACAUUUUCCGCUAACAAAGAUGCCAUUUAAAGGUAGAUUUCCUCCCGGUACUUUUAUCUGUCUUUGAAAGUGUCUGAACUUUAAAAAAGUUUACAUUUUGUUUCAAAUAUAAUGCUUGUUCUAUUUCUAACAUUCCAUAAAUAUACUUGAAAUGUUAUUUAAAUAUAUUCAAAGAAAUUUGAAUUCAGCUUAUAUAAUAACGCUUGAAUAUCUGAAUUAUAUAUUUGAAAAUGCACUUGAAAUACACUGGAUAACUACUUUUGUGACUUAGAUUUUAAUUUCUGUUGCUGGUUUUUAUUUAAUUAGAAGCUAAUAAA
Messenger RNA from Lynx canadensis (Canada lynx), 2446 nucleotides. RefSeq names its product mab-21 like 1 (gene MAB21L1). Lineage: Eukaryota; Metazoa; Chordata; Mammalia; Carnivora; Felidae. The record is from RefSeq and is a predicted model, not a curated record. The coding region runs from base 512 to 1591 and encodes 359 amino acids. The transcript has a single exon.